This is a messenger RNA of Cornus florida, 3311 nucleotides long. RefSeq lists its product as uncharacterized. The transcript is spliced from 15 exons. The record is from RefSeq and is a predicted model, not a curated record. NCBI's taxonomy places the organism in Eukaryota, Viridiplantae, Streptophyta, Magnoliopsida, Cornales, Cornaceae. Bases 1589 to 2998 code for a protein of 469 amino acids. Gene Ontology annotation, molecular function: beta-glucosidase activity.
AUUAAAAAAGAAAAUUCCGAAAAUAUUAUUGAUCAUUAUAUACUGUGCCAUUGGUAGUAAAGCUAAAAAUAUAGCUACAAUAUGACUAUCAAAAAAGUAUGAAAAAGAAAGAUAAGAAAUCUAAUAGAUCUGGUCUGAUUUUCCAUCGCCAGUCAUCAGAUCUACAACCGUGUGGAGACGGGAUGGUGUAAUUUGGUGGUGCCGACUGCGAUUCCGAUUCAGAUCCUUUCGCAGGGCGCUUGAAAAUACCGCUACCGAAAUAGGUGUCAAAUCAGGACUGCCCCAUCUAGGCCAAAAUUUUGCAAUACAGAGUUUUAGAACGGGUUGGAUUCGGGAAUUUAGAGAAAUUUUGGUUUCAUGAGUGUUUUGUUUUAGGCCAUGGAUUUGUGUGUGUGUGGGUGGGAGUGCAACACCUAUUGGCCUGUUUGUUUUGAAAUCAAACUAAAGUUUUAUAGUUUGUAAAUUAACAAUUUUAACAUAAAAUCAAAAUUACCCCAAUAUACUCAAAUAAUUUAGAAUCAACAGAAAAAACAACAUAAACAAACAUAACCAGUAAAAGAUAUAUAUUAUUAAAAACAGAGCUCAAAGAGCAUACACGAAAACACUGAAAUUGUGAAAACACUAAAACGCUCAGAGGGGAGCCUAUAGUCUAGACAGGUGUUAGGAGGAAGAAACACCUAGAUCUAGGAGGGUCCAUACAGUAUACUCAGGUGUUGGAAAAGAAAGAAACACCUGGAAACUAGGCAUCUCGGCAUACUUGGGCCAUAUACUUCCUAUAUGAAGCAACAUGCUUCAUAUUGACGCUCUUCGGAAAGCCUGCGAGCUCAAGGAAGCGCCUGUUGGUACCCCCAACCGGCCUUGGUUUGGACCGAGUCUGCUGCCGACGCCCCGUGGAACCCUAGGAUGCCUCGCAGAUACUCUCUAUCUGUAUAUAGAGCAGUCGGUGGAUCUCUAUUAGAAAUAUCACGCAGGUGGGGCCCAGAACCUUAAAAUAAAUAACUCCAUUUUAACAAAACCUUCCUCUCAUCUCAGCCGUCGAUUACACAAUAUGGAUCCCAUACUUCCACUCUUCCCUGUAGCCAGUUACAACAGCCAAUUACACGAACAACACCAAACUGGAAAAAAGAAAAAAACAGAGAGAAAAACAAAACAAUUUCUAAUCAUUUCUUUAAUUUUUUCCCCCUCAAUUUCGAAUCCCUAUUAAUCAGAUCGUAUAUCAGUGCUUCAAGGAUGGUGAUAGCUGCCGAUUGGCACUUCUAGAGAGAGAAUUUUAGACCCAGAAAGAUUUAUGAGUAUGCUUCGAAGGUUUGCUUUUUACUGGAUUGAAGUCUAAGAUCGUUGCAAAGAAGAUAUUUGUUUUGGCUUUUGAUAUAAACUUUGAUCGUUGUUUGCAACUUAAGGCACUCAUUUGUCGUUGACAUAUAAGUUUAGAUUUUUAGAGGAAUUGGCUAACUUGGGUUUGGGUUUUGGAUGAGUUUGGGACUCGGAAGAAUUGUUAGAUUCAUGGUUCUGAGACUUUUGGAUUGUAUAGAUAUAGAUACAGGUAUGGGUUUCAUUUGAUUGGCUGGGGUUUAUACAAUUAGUCGACAUGGUUAGCGGAAAUAUAUUUCAUUGUAGAAGGAAUUCAUGGCCUCCUGAAGAGUAUAUAAACAGGGCAACAUUGCAGUUGCUUGAUUAUGAUAGUGCUGCUCCUCCGGAACAAGCUUGGAGAAGAAAAUUAAAUAGCCAUGCUAGUAUUCUUAAGGAAUUCAGUGUUACAUUUAUGGAAGCAAUAAAAAUGGUUCGACUUGGCAUACGAUUGUGGUCAUAUGUAAGGGAAGAGGCCUCUCAGGGAAGGAAAGCACCUAUUGAUCCUUUCACUCGAGAGAGUUGCAAGCAAUCAGCAUCCCAUGGGGUUCCACUUGGGGGGAUGGGAAGUGGCAGCAUAUCUAGAGGCUUUGGAGGCGAGUUCAGGCAUUGGCAAAUUAUUCCGGGCACAUGUGAGGCUUCACCUGUCAUGGCCAAUCAAUUCUCCAUUUUCAUAUCUCGAGAUGGAGGAAAUAAAAAUUAUGCAUCAGUUUUAGCCCCGGGCCAACAUGAAGGUUUAGGGAAACCUAGUGAUCAAGGUAUAUCAUCAUGGGGCUGGAAUUUGAGUGGUCAGCAUUCGACAUAUCAUACACUAUUUCCAAGGGCAUGGACAAUAUAUGAAGGUGAACCAGAUCCAGAGCUAAAAGUGUCUUGUUGGCAAAUAUCACCAUUUAUACCGCAUAAUUAUAGAGAUAGCAGUCUUCCUACUGCUGUUUUUGUUUACACGCUAGUAAAUACUGGGAAGGAAAGGGCAAAAGUUAGCCUUCUUUUUAUGUGGGCGAAUUCAAUUGGAGGCACCUCACACCUAUCCGGUGAUCAUGUGAAUGAACCAUUCAUAGGCAAAGAUGGAGUCUCUGGCGUACUUCUACAUCACAAGACCGCAAAAGGGAACCCUGCUGUUACUUUUGCCAUAGCUGCAUGUGAAACUCAGAAUGUAAGUGUGACUGUUCAGCCCUGUUUUGGGCUGUCUGAAGGAAGCUGCAUUACUGCGAAAGUUAUGUGGGGUAAAAUGGUGAAGGAUGGACACUUUGAUCGGGAGAACUUCAAUACUGGACCUAGCAUGCCUUCAUCACCUGGAGAGACACCUUGUGCUGCGGUUUUUGCUUCCGCAUGGGUUGAACCUCAUGGAAAAUGCACUGUUGCAUUUGCUCUUGCAUGGUCAUCCCCAAAAGUAAAAUUUAAGAAGGAAAAUCAUAUCACAGUAGUCCACUUCUGCCAAAUAUUCCUCCACUGCAAGCUACUCCUGGUACAAUCUUUGUUCUCCACCAGAGUGCACUCUCUCUGUCUCUUAGGUUUUAUCUUAAUUUAUGAAAUAUUGGCAUGGCAUUCCUCAUCAACAAGAUGUAUCAACUUCAACUUUGAUGAUCUGUCUCUGAAUUCUUUUAGAGGAACACCUCCAGCUUUCUUGUUUGAUCCUAAUUUUAACCGAUGAUCAUCAACAAGAAGUCGUAUAAAUUUCAACUUUGAUAAUCUUUCUUCGAAUUCCCUCAUAGGAACACCUUCAGUUUUCUUGUAUGGUCCUCAUUUUUAUUAAAUGAGGGAGUAGCUGCUUGGUUGGGUUUUUGGCAUGUCUUUUGUAUUCAUAAUGUAAUCACUUUGUAGGAUUAUGAUGAUUUACUGAAGCCAAAAAUUUUCUUGCUAGAUGAAUCUAGUUGUGAGUUUGGCAAUUUGAUUUUGCAUUUUACUGAAUGGUUGUUUUCAUCGGCAAGACACAUUCACAUACUCACGUGGCCCUACGGAAUUUG